This is a messenger RNA of Ictalurus furcatus (blue catfish), 3166 nucleotides long. It is a transcript of the gene entr1, whose product is annotated as endosome associated trafficking regulator 1. The transcript has 8 exons. Bases 390 to 1406 code for a protein of 338 amino acids. Gene Ontology annotation, cellular component: early endosome; centrosome; recycling endosome. Lineage: Eukaryota; Metazoa; Chordata; Actinopteri; Siluriformes; Ictaluridae. The record is from RefSeq and is a predicted model, not a curated record. Gene Ontology annotation, biological process: positive regulation of cilium assembly; positive regulation of protein localization to cilium; regulation of cytokinesis.
AUUUAUUUCUACUUGGCCUCUUAUUAUUUUACCUCUAGCAUAUCUGAAGCCAUAGCUCCUGCCAGGUCACUAGAUGGCGCUGUCCAUCUUCUCCGGUGAAUCAGAAAUAACAGAAGAAGACGUGCAUGUAUAGUAUAUGUGUGUAUAGUAGGGAAGAAGAAAGCUAUUUCCAGCUAGCCAAAGUUAAAGUGAAAUAACUCUUUAUUACUGUAAAUAUCUGGAGCUGUUAGAGAACUGUACCGGAGCUUUAUUAGGCUUGUGUUGAUGUACAAGCUGUCAGCUACAGGGCUUUAAUUCAACACAGAGGAAAUAUUUAACAGCUGAGCAGCAGAGAUGUGUUAGUUAGGGUUGUGUUUUAAUAGCUGACCGCAGUGCAUUUUAUAAGAAACAUGUCCAAACCCAAAACAUCCAAGAAAAAGCUUAUUAUUGAAGAUGAUGAAGCCAAAGAGGACGGAGAAGGACUGAAUCCCUUUUCUUUCAAAGAAUUCAUCAGGAGCAAAAAUCAGCAGUCCAGCACCGUCGAGCCUGCCGAGAAAAUGUCUGAUGGUGCUCGUUUGGUGGAGGAUGAAGACGUGUACGCCAGAGGCUUUGAGCACAGCCAUCAGGUUCACUUUUUCACAGAUCCCUCCCUGCUCGAACAGUCGUUUGACUAUAAACCUGAGGACGAAUGGACGGAAAGCUACCAGCCCUCGGCCAUUGAGGACGCACGUGAUUUCGGACUGAGUGGCACUUUGGAUCACUCCUUACUGUCCUGUGAAGACAAGGACGCGACGGUAAACGAGUGGGAGCUGGCCGAGGACUUCUCACCACAGCCUCACUUCCACAGAAGGAGCACGGGAAGCUAUGAAGGAGAUGAAGAGACCUCGGUUAUUGAUCUCACGUUCCACUCGAAGAAAAGCAGUACAGAAAACGGGAUUAGUUACCAGCAAAAGCUAAGAGAAGAAAAUUCCCAGCUUCGAAAGCAUAUCAGAGAACUGAUAAAAAAGUCCGAGGCUGAUUCUACUAAAAUCAGACAGCUUACAGACGAGAUGCACAACCGAAAUUUGCAAGAAGAGAGAGAAGCCAAAGCGUUGGAGAGCAUGGUGCAAUCUGUGGAAGAAAACCUCCAGCUCAUGACGAAACGAGCUGUUAAAGCUGAAAGCAGUUUGUCUAAAUUGAAACAAGAGGUCCAGCAGCUUCAGAGCCAGCUAGAGGCAUACAGAUGUGAAAACGAGCGACUUCGUGCAGGAGAAACUGCUGCCUUGAGCUCAAUGAGACAAAAUGCCCAAGUGGCAUCCAAGUACCUCAUCAAAGCUGCCCAAGAUGCUGAGACUUCCAUUAAGCAGUUGCUGACAGGAAGAGAGACUUUGUGCCUCGUAUCAGAGCUGCUGAGCUCAAUUGACAAGAUCACAGAGAUUCCCAAAUAACACCUUCUGUACUUCUCUGUAUUGUGCCUUAACCACCUCCAUUAUUCAUUUACUCUUCCAAAUCACAUGCUUUUCACAUACCGUGACACUUUUUUUAACCGCUAUCGUAAUCCAUGUUAUUCUCACUGGUUGCGUGGCUCACGUGACACGCACACACCAGCCACGACAACACUCUUACCAGUACUAGGUAGUAUUGCGUAACUGGCUCGACUAGUUUGCGAUCUCAAUUAUCUUUAUUAUUAUCAGUAAUAAGAGUUGUUUGCCUUCACUGUAGCUUCGGCGGCAGAAACCAAGUGAAUUUGAGCUGCUUAAUUGAUGUGACAUGACUGGAUGCAGCCAUAGUUAUAGUGUGACUUAACAUGGUGUACUAAGUUUUUAUUUAUAGUUACUACUAAUAAUAAUUAGUAUAAUUAAUCAUAAUAAUACAAUGUAUUAUUGGCAUUCAGAUAUUUUCUCUCGAUCAUGCCAUAACUCUCCUCGUAGUCUUUCGCUCAAAAGAAUAGUGUUCAAAUGGAACAUUAGCACGUUUGUUUUUCAACACUUACCUCCUUGAUUGGUCGGAAAGUAAAAAAUAAAUAAAUGGGUCCAUGACAUCGCUUGAUGCUUUUCGGAGGAACUUUUUUUUUUUUACUGUAUUUGUAAGCAUAAAUUUACAUGCUUAAAGAAAACGAACAUGUGAAAGCAGCCUUAUUUUUAUACCAAUUGUUCCUUCUGAGAAUUGUGUUCCCAUUUUUAUUUUUAGUCUCGCUUACUUUUUUUUUUAAGUUUGUUCUGUCACUCCCUGCAAGGGCAGACUUGGCAAAGGUAGGCAAAUUAUUAUAUAAAUUUGUAAUUAUUAAUGCUAAAUAACAUAUGACUGAACAGGGCCCCGUUCCUAUAUUCUGCCUAGGUCCCCCAGAUCACUAAAUCCACCCCCGGCUCCCUCGCCAUUAGCCAAUGAGAGCUGAGAUUUCGUUCCUGUCCCAGAGAGCACAUGCAUCUUUACGCUAUAAACUUAGUAGUGAAGUGAGAAAUUCAGCUCCGUGGAAACAGCUGUCUUUUCAUUUCCAUCGCUCAAAUGUGAGAAAUGUAUAAUAAACCUUGUGUAGUAUAACUUUUUUUGUGUGUGUAACAAUUGAGUGCACGGCAUUGUUUAGUGACAUAGUGCUUUUAUAAGUAAUAAAUACAGUCAAACCGUGUAUGUUAAGAUAUUAAUGGUGAAAAUAUUCAGUACUGUGCAGAAGUCUGAAUACUGUACUGUUGGCAUUUCUAAAAACAAAAGAAGGAUACUUUCUAACUAUCAUUUCUGUACAAUUACUGUAUGUAAACAGUGAAAUAACCAAUUUCUGCCUUUGAGUUUAAAAUGAAAUUCUUGCACAGAUUUUUAAGGAUAUUAACUGGUAUUUGAUGCAGGGUUUUUUUUUUCUCUCUGAUGGUCAAAAUCCCACACAGCGUCAAUGAUGUUUUAUAGCAGAAACACGGUCUCGUGGUCUUCAGAAUACAACAAUAUCUCUGUAACAUUACAUUUUUAAGAAAAGAAAAUAACACGUUUGGAAAUGAGAUAUAUAUGUAUAUGAGAUGUGUGUAAACAACAUUUUUAUCAUGCUGUUUUGAUACAUGGGUGUUUCUGCAACUACAGACAUUUUUAAGGCCCAGCAGUGAAAUUUUAGAUUUCUGUUCAAAUUUGUCAUAUGAUGCUUGAUAAAUAUAAACAGUGUCAUUACACACCUUGAUAUCAAAAAUAAUUACUGAUUCAUGUGAUUGAAUAAAAAAUGAUGACG